AUCGUUUUCUAGUGAUUUAUGAUAAAAUGCGCAGAAAUCCGUUGUCACUGGAACGACUUCACUAUGUCAGCUCUCGAGCUCUGGUCAUCUGCGUCGCCUCUCUGUGAAAGUUUUUCAUCAAUUUCUAGGGUUCCGAAGACCUCUGGAACCCUUUUUGCUCCCCCUAUUAUCUACAGAAAGUCAUCUUUAAACUUUUUAUCGUCUGUUUCUUUCAAAUCAUUUUCAAAUCCCUUCUUUUGGGUCGAAAAAUCUGAGCUCAAACGGUGCUGGAAUCGUUCGAAAUGUCUACUCCGUUCAUCUGGAAGGGAAUUUUUCCCCCAGAAGGAAGAAGAUGACGAAGCAGAAGCCGAGUAUGAUAGUGUCGACGGUGAGGAAGCUGUUGAUUCUGAUUCAUUUGAUGCUGAAGCACUGGAAGAGGAAGCCCAAGAUGCCGUUAGAGAGUAUUCUGUCUCUUUAUCUCGUGAACUCAGAAUUGGUAGAGGAUGAGACAAAUGAUAGGAGGGAAACUGGUGGAAAGCAGAGGAGAGGAAAAACUUCCAGUGGCAAGAUCCCUGACCAUCUUCUUCCAAGGGUCACAAUUGUUGGAAGGCCAAAUGUUGGCAAGUCAGCAUUAUUCAAUCGUCUCGUGGGGGGUUCCAAAGCUAUAGUGGUGGAUGAACCUGGUGUAACUAGAGACCGCUUGUAUGGUAGAUCCUUUUGGGGAGAACAUGAAUUCAUGGUGGUAGAUACUGGAGGUGUUAUCACAGUUUCAAAAUCUCAGGCUGAUGUUAUGGAAGAAUUGGCUAUUACAACAACUAUCGGAAUGGAAGGGAUAACACUUGCCUCCAGGGAGGCAGCUGUCGCUAGAAUGCCCUCAAUGAUUGAGAGACAAGCUACUGCAGCUGUAGAAGAAGCAUCUGUUAUUAUAUUCCUUGUUGAUGGCCAGGCAGGUCUAACGGCAGCUGAUGUGGAAAUAGCUGACUGGUUGCGUAGAAACUAUUCAAACAAGAGUAUUAUUCUUGCUGUGAACAAGUGUGAAUCUCCACGAAAGGGAAUCAUUCAGGCAUCAGAAUUUUGGUCUUUGGGGUUUUCUCCACUUCCGGUAUCUGCUAUUUCGGGGACAGGAACUGGAGAGCUUCUUGAUCUUGUUUGCUCUACACUGAAAACAGUUGAGGGUUUAGAAAAUCCUAGUGAAGAAGAAAAUUAUGUUCCUGCUAUUGCUAUUGUUGGCCGGCCAAAUGUUGGAAAAAGUAGCAUUUUGAAUGCAUUAGUUGGAGAGGACAGGACAAUAGUUAGCCCAAUCAGUGGGACUACUCGUGAUGCUAUUGAUACUGAAUUUACUAAGGAAGAUGGCCAGAAGUUCCGGCUAAUCGAUACUGCUGGAAUCAGAAGAAGGGCAGCUGUAGCUUCAGCAGGGAAUACAACGGAGGCCUUAUCAGUCAACCGGGCAUUUCGUGCCAUUCGUCGUUCUGAUGUUGUGGCUCUUGUUAUUGAAGCCUUGGCCUGUAUCACAGAGCAGGAUUGCAGAAUUGCUGAAAGAAUUGAGAGAGAAGGAAAAGGCUGUGUGAUUGUUGUAAACAAAUGGGAUACGAUACCUAAUAAAAAACAGCAGACAGCAACAUACUACGAGCAGGAUGUUAGGGAGAAGCUCCGUAUUCUUGAUUGGGCACCAAUUGCUUAUUGUACUGCAACAGCUGGGGAUAGUGUUGAAAAGAUCAUUGCUGCUGCUGGCAUGGUUGAGAAAGAAAGGUCAAGAAGGCUUAGUACUUCCAUAUUGAAUCAAGUUGUACAGGAGGCAAUAGCUUUUAAAGCACCUCCAAGGACCAGAGGUGGAAAGAGAGGGCGUGUUUAUUAUAGCACUCAGGCAGCAAUCCGUCCUCCCACUUUUGUUUUCUUUGUUAAUGAUGCAAAGCUUUUCCCUGAAACAUACCGGCGUUACAUGGAAAAGAAGCUACGUUCGGAUGUAGGAUUUUCGGGUACACCAAUUCGUCUUCUAUGGCGUAGCAGAAGAACAAUGGAAAAAGAUGAAGGAAGAACGGCAGCCACAAAAAUCCAAGUCCCUCCAGCACACCGGGGUAGAAAAUUGGCUGUAGCAACGAGUUGAAUAAAAAGCUACUUCAGAUGGCUUCUGUUGAUUUGUUUUCAAGAACUGCAGCCACUCCUCCAGUACAGUAGGGUCGAAAAUCUGCUGCACCAAGGUGAUUUAAUGUAUUUUUUGUUGGAUCAUUGCUACUUAUUGCAUUGAAAUUUUGAAAUCUGUGAAGUUAAAUGAAGUGGCCUAGUUUCAAAAGGUCGCUUGAGUUUUGUAGUCAUAGAACUUUAUUGUCACUUUUAUGUAAUGGUCUGAGUUGUAAUUAUGUAGCAAUUAAGUCAUAAGAUAAUUGAGUAUUGUUAAUAGAUGACAAAAAGAUAACAGUGCAACAAAAUAAAAUUAUCCUCUGAUUAUGAUCUUCAUAUC
This is a messenger RNA of Telopea speciosissima, 2437 nucleotides long. RefSeq names its product GTPase Der. Lineage: Eukaryota; Viridiplantae; Streptophyta; Magnoliopsida; Proteales; Proteaceae. The transcript is spliced from 12 exons. Gene Ontology annotation, molecular function: GTP binding. Bases 332 to 2083 code for a protein of 583 amino acids. Gene Ontology annotation, cellular component: chloroplast. The record is from RefSeq and is a predicted model, not a curated record.